Molecule: messenger RNA, 999 nt
Organism: Ceratitis capitata (Mediterranean fruit fly)
Lineage: Eukaryota; Metazoa; Arthropoda; Insecta; Diptera; Tephritidae
Product: activating signal cointegrator 1 complex subunit 2 homolog
Exons: 7
Coding region: 116-868 (250 amino acids)
Source: RefSeq, a predicted model, not a curated record
AUUGAAAUAAUUCAAUAAUUGUUAACAGGAAAAUAUAUCCAUAUAUUUUUUUUAACAAAAAAUUUCACAAUACUCGUGUAUUGAAAGCGAACUAUAAAUAAAUAAAUAUUUUGAAAUGGAAGCCAGACGAAGCAAUGUUCAAACUCUGCACAAACCGCAAUCGUCAAAGAUGCAAGUCGUAAAAACAGCUAGCGAGGUGAGCCUCACACCCAGUCAGGCUGCAGAACAGGCCAAGAUAAAUGCGCGAAAAAAUCCACUGGAUGCAUUAAGUCGCUUAUCUUUACGGCAACAAGGUGUAGAAAAGCGUUCGGGGCUUCAAGAUGUUGAUGAUGAAUACUUCAAAAAAAAUAUGUUUUCUCGUUCGAAUUUGAACAAGCAUUCGGGGUUGAAUGACUCUUAUGAACAAUAUGGUCACACAAAUUCGAUGGCGCACGGUGAUGCUUCUCAUAUGCAAGCGCAGCAAUAUCAAGCCAAACAGCAAUUCACUCAAAACCCAAAUCAAAGUCAUCCAACUUCACAGGCAGUACAACCACAUCAGCAUGCAACAGAUAUUGCGCCACAACAACAAGUACCCAUCCCUCAGCCGCAAAAGCCUUCAUCACCGGUGCAGUCUAAAAAUCAAUCGUACAAAGAAUCACAUUUAUCGCAGCCGAUGCCAACAACUGAGCCCCGCAAUCAACAAUCACAUCAACAGCAACACCUUACGCAUUCAUCAGCUGCACCUGUCGCCGAACCCGAAUUGUGUACCACUUGCCCUAACUGUCAAACAACGAUUUACCUUGUUCGGGGAAACGACACCAACAAUGAACCUCCUCAAGGUUAUACCUCAAUCCACCAUGAUACCACUGGUAGCACUAAUGCUAAUUAGCACAUUAUGUCGUCCCGGUCCUGGCCACUUUUCUAAGAUAAGCAAUUUUCUCCUAAGAUAUAUUAAAUUUUUUGUAACAUAAAUUUCCCAGUGAGUAAUAAUAUAUAAUAAAAAAUUAUAUUUAUUUCUAA